This is a messenger RNA of Malassezia japonica, 831 nucleotides long. RefSeq names its product cytochrome-b5 reductase (gene CBR1). The coding region runs from base 1 to 831 and encodes 276 amino acids. The record is from RefSeq and is a predicted model, not a curated record. Gene Ontology annotation, molecular function: oxidoreductase activity. Lineage: Eukaryota; Fungi; Basidiomycota; Malasseziomycetes; Malasseziales; Malasseziaceae. The transcript has a single exon.
AUGGACACCCAAGUAGUUGUGACCUUCUUUAUCGGCCUGUUCUUCUCGGCCAUGCUGCUCUACCUCUUCACCAGCGCGAAGCAGCCGGUGCUGAGCAAGGACGAGUGGCGGCCGUUCAAGCUGCUGAAAAAGACGCCAGUGUCGAGCACGUCGGCGAUUUAUCGCUUUGAGCUGCCGGCGGACCAGUCGCUCGAUCUGCCGAUCGGCCGGCACGUCUCGGUGCGCGCGCCGAUCAAUGGCAAGUACGUCAUGCGCUCCUACACGCCGAUCUCGGCGUCAGACGCCAAGGGGUACUUUGACCUUAUGAUCAAGACGUACCCGACCGGAAACCUCUCGCGCAUCAUUGGCGAGCUCAAGGAGGGCGAGACGAUCGAGAUCAAGGGGCCCAAGGGCCAGUUCAACUACCGCCCCAACAUGGCCGAGGAGAUCGGCAUGAUUGCGGGCGGUACGGGCCUCACGCCGUGCCUCCAGGUGAUUGAUGCGGGACUGCGCAACGCAGAGGACAAGACCAAGUUCUCGCUGAUCUACGCCAACGUCACGCACGACGAAAUCCUGCUCAAGGAGCGCCUCGACGCGCUCGCAGCGCAGCACCCAAGCCGCUUCAAGGUGCACUACUUCCUCGACAGGCCCCCUGCGGACUGGAACGGCGGCGUGGGCUUUAUCACAAAGGACGCAAUCGACACGCACCUGCCCAAGCCCAGCGACGUGACGCGCCUCGUGAUGUGCGGCCCGCCGCCGAUGAUCAACGCAAUGAAGGGCCACCUGUCCGCGCUCCAGUUCCCGGAGCCGCGUGUGGUGAGCAAGGAGCACGACCCCGUGUUCAUUUUCUAA